AUUUUGUGCUAUAUACCCAUUGCACCAUGAACCUCCUCUUCAUUCCGUUGACGUUAUACCCAUUCCCCCAUGCUAUGGACUCUCUAACUCAAUUGCUGAACCCAAACAAACAAUUGGAUCACCUGAGCCCAAUGUGGUUUCUAUCUAAGAGCCCAGCCCAUGUUCUUUUGUGUUGAGAAUUUUCUAUUUCAUGGGCCUGUUUUCGCGCUUAGGUUUGUGGGAGCGAAGUGCGAACACAGAACAAAGACACCGACUUUGUCGAAUCCUUUUGAUGAUCUCUGUUGUUAUCAAAUUUAAUGGAUUUCAAUCGUCCAGACUGCUUGAUUCUCUUCCCUACAUUUUCAGAUCAAUAUGUUGCCGCACUCAAGUUGUCAGUUUUUACUCCUCUGCGUCAGAGCCCGUUCCGCCACCGGCAUCACCAUCACAAUCGCCGCCGCUACCACCGCUUUCUGUUAUCACAUCAGUAUGCUCAUUGGUCUGUGAGUCUUACUACCAACACCAAACCCAUACGAGAUCAUCACCUCCCAAGCUCAAUCUCAGUAUAGACAUUGAUUCUUUAACCCAUGAACAGGCCAUUACAGUAGUUGCCGCACUCGCCGACGAGGCGGGUUCGAUGGUGGCGUUGAGUUUCUUCCAUUGGGCAAUUGGGUUCGCCAAAUUUAGGCAUUUUAUGCGCUUAUAUAUUGUCUGCGCUACUUCGUUGGUUAACAAUGGAAAUUUGGAGAGAGCCCAUGAAGUGAUGCAGUGUAUGGUGCAGAGUUUCUCUGAGAUUGGGAAGUUAAAAGAGGCUGUUAGUAUGAUAAUUGAGAUGGGGUUCCAAGGAUUGACUUUGAGUACAAGGACAUUGAAUAUUGUUCUUGGUAUAGCCUGUGAAAUGGGCUUGGUUGAGUAUGCGGAGGAUGUGUUCGAGGAAAUGCGUGUAAGAGGGGUCAGUCCUAAUUCUACUAGUUACAAGUUGAUUCUUUUUGGUAAUUGUAGAGCGGGGAGGAUUUUAGAUGCGGAUAGGUGGCUGAGUGAGAUGGUUGAGAGAGGUUUUGUUGUUGACAGUGCAACCUGUACUUUGGUUAUUAGCGCGUUUGUUGAAAAGGGAUUUGUGAAUAGAGCAAUUUGGUGUUUUGAUAAAUGGGUUGAGCUGGGUAUGAAACCUAAUUUGAUUCAUUUCACAUCCUUGAUUAACGGGAUGUGCAAGAGGGGCAGCAUUAAGCAAGCUUUUGAAAUGCUGGAGGAAAUGGUUAGGAAGGGUUGGAAACCAAAUGUUUAUACGCAUACAGCAUUGAUCGACGGUCUGUGCAAGAAGGGAUGGACGGACAAAGCAUUUAGACUGUUUCUCAAGCUUGUUCGGAGUGAUCAUUACAAGCCAAAUGUGCAUACAUAUACUUCCAUGAUCUGCGGAUAUUGCAAAGACGAUAAAUUGAGCAGGGCAGAGAUGUUGUUGACCAGAAUGAAAGAACAGGGUCUAGCUCCUAAUACAAACACAUAUACUACUCUUAUUGGCGGGCACUCCAAAGCAGGCAAUUUUGAAAGGGCCUAUGAGUUGAUGGAUUUGAUGGGUGAAGAAGGAUGUGCUCCUAAUAUUUAUACAUAUAAUGCAAUAGCUGAUGGUCUCUGCAAAAAAGGGAGGGUUCAAGAAGCAUAUAACCUUCUUAAGAAGGCUUUUCGACAUGGAUUGCAAGCUGAUAGAGUUACUUACACCAUGCUGAUAUCUGAGCACUGUAAGCAUGGUGACACUAAGCAAGCCAUGGUGUUUCUCAGUAAAAUGGUUAAAGUUGGCCUUCAAUUUGAUAUGCAUUUGUAUACCACAUUAAUUGCCGCCUUCUGUAGGCAAGAAAGAAUGAAAGAAAGCGAGAAACUUUUUGAGGAAGCUGUCAGCUUAGGCUUGGUUCCUGCUAAAGAAACUUACACUUCUAUGAUAUGUGGGUAUUGUAGGAAUAAAAAUAUCAGCCUUGCUAUGAAGUUUUUCCAUAGGAUGAGUAACCAUGGUUGUACACCAGAUAGUAUCACAUUUGGAGCUCUCAUUAGUGGGCUCUGCAAAUUGUCCAAGUUGGAUGAGGCUUGUGAAUUAUAUGAGACAAUGAUAGACAAGGGGUUGUCUCCCUGUGAAGUUACCAGGGUCACAUUAGCUUAUGAGUAUUGCCAAAAGGAUGAUCUUGCCACAGCUAUGGUUAUUUUGGAAAGGCUUGAGAAAAAACCCUGGAUACGGACAGUUAAUACAUUGGUGAGAAAGCUUUGCAGUGAAAAGAAAGUAGGCAUUGCAGCUCUUUUCUUUCAUAAAUUAUUGGAUAAGGAUCGUAAUGUGGAUCGCGUGACUUUGGCAGCCUUUAUGACAGCAUGUUAUGAGAGUGGCAAGUAUGCUCUUGUUUCUGACUUGUCUGAAAAAAUCUCUAGAGGAAUUGGUUAACGAACAACAAAAUGAAGUGAAAAAAGUUGGUUUUCUUGCGUCUUAGAAGCUGAAUUGUCAAUGUGAGUUCCAUGGAGUUUUCUGAAGAAAUACAAUCCAUUGUGGUAUCUAUGCAGAGCUUUCGGUCACUACAACACCAUUGGAAGGUCCCAUUGAAUUUCAGACAAAAGCUUGAAAUCUGUUUCCUAAGCCAUGACUCCUCUUCAGAGGAAACACAUCAUACGAGUGUGCCAUCACUGAACCUGAACUGAUAGUUCAGAGCAGGAUCUCAAAUGUCUCACUGUUUUUCUUGCAUUGACUUAAAAUGGGUUUGUCGAAGCUAUUGUCCCAUUGAAAUUCCCCUCGAUGAACCACAACUCGAAUGAGGAAUCGCAUUUGAGAUGGUAGUUCUAACAUUAUAAUGAAAUACUUUGAAGGCUUUGAAUUGGGGACGGAUUUGCUAACAAUUUCAGCAGAAGUUGCAUUGAAGAUUUAUCAGAUGUUCUUCUCUUAUAUACAUUUUCCUGUGUCCAUUGUCCCCUGUUGUGUACAAUUUAAAGAGAUUCAUUUUGGCAGGGAAAAGCCUUGAAAUGCUGGGAAACCUGUCAUAUCUCUGAAAACUCUACUCUCCAAUGUAUAUUAAUAGGACAGAUUAGGGCUUCGUAACUUUUGGGAUGAGGCAGAGUCAAGUAAUAAUAGGACAGCACAGGAAAACUUGCAAUUACAAUGCAAUUCAAAAAAAGUAUUCUUUAAGGA
Tripterygium wilfordii is the source of this 3133-nucleotide messenger RNA. RefSeq names its product pentatricopeptide repeat-containing protein At4g19890. Gene Ontology annotation, molecular function: protein binding. Bases 191 to 2398 code for a protein of 735 amino acids. The record is from RefSeq and is a predicted model, not a curated record. The transcript has a single exon. NCBI's taxonomy places the organism in Eukaryota, Viridiplantae, Streptophyta, Magnoliopsida, Celastrales, Celastraceae.